UCUCCUGAUUUGCACUUCCAUAGCCCUCAGCUAGAAAAGUUUUUCUAGUUCUCUCUAGAGUUGACUUACCUCCACACCACAGUCAUGGCUAAACCUUUGACUGAUCAGGAGAAGCGCAAACAGAUUAGUGUCCGUGGCAUUGUGGGCGCUGAGAAUGUAGCGGAGUUGAAGAAGGGUUUUAAUCGGCACUUGCACUUCACUCUUGUCAAGGAUCGAAAUGUGGCCACUCCUAGAGACUAUUAUUUCGCCUUAGCCCACACUGUGCGUGACCACCUGGUGGGGCGCUGGAUCCGCACUCAGCAGUACUACUAUGAGAAGCAUCCCAAGAGAGUUUAUUAUCUUUCCUUGGAAUUUUACAUGGGGCGUACUUUACAGAACACCAUGAUCAACCUUGGUCUGCAGAAUGCUUGUGAUGAAGCAAUUUAUCAGCUUGGAUUAGAUAUAGAGGAGCUAGAAGAAAUUGAAGAAGAUGCUGGGCUCGGUAAUGGAGGUCUUGGGAGGCUUGCUGCCUGUUUCUUAGACUCUAUGGCAACACUUGGACUUGCAGCCUAUGGAUAUGGUAUCCGAUAUGAAUAUGGAAUCUUCAAUCAGAAGAUCCGAGAAGGAUGGCAGGUUGAAGAAGCAGAUGAUUGGCUUAGACAUGGUAAUCCCUGGGAGAAAGCUCGUCCAGAAUUCAUGCUUCCUGUUCACUACUAUGGAAAAGUAAUCCAUACCCAAAAUGGAACCAAGUGGGUUGAUACUCAGGUGAUCCUUGCAUUACCCUAUGACACACCUGUCCCUGGGUAUAUGAAUAACACUGUCAAUACUAUGCGACUCUGGUCUGCUCGAGCACCAAAUGAUUUUAACCUCAGAGACUUUAAUGUUGGUGAUUAUAUUCAAGCAGUUUUGGACCGAAAUCUUGCUGAAAACAUCUCCCGUGUCUUGUAUCCCAAUGAUAAUUUUUUUGAAGGAAAGGAGCUGAGAUUAAAGCAGGAAUACUUUGUUGUGGCUGCCACUUUACAAGAUGUCAUCCGACGCUUCAAAGCCUCCAGAUUUGGUACAGUAUUUGAUGCUUUUCCAGAUCAGGUUGCCAUUCAGCUGAAUGAUACACAUCCUGCCCUUGCUAUCCCUGAGUUGAUGAGAAUUUUGGUGGACAUUGAAAAACUGCCCUGGUCUAAGGCCUGGACAAUCACAACAAAGACAUUUGCAUAUACCAACCAUACUGUCCUCCCAGAAGCAUUGGAGCGCUGGCCGGUGGAACUUGUGGAGAAGCUUCUCCCAAGACAUUUACAAAUCAUCUAUGAGAUCAAUCAGAAACACUUAGAUAGAAUUGCAGCAUUAUUCCCUAAAGACGAAAACCGACUCAGAAGGAUGUCUUUAAUAGAAGAGGAAGGGGAAAAAAGGAUAAAUAUGGCCCAUCUUUGUAUCGUGGGCUCUCAUGCUGUGAAUGGUGUGGCUAAGAUUCAUUCUGACAUCGUGAAGACUAAAGUAUUCAAGGACUUCAGUGAGAUAGAACAAGACAAAUUUCAGAAUAAAACCAAUGGAAUAACUCCAAGGCGCUGGCUCUUGCUCUGUAACCCAGGACUUGCAGAAUUAAUAGCAGAGAAAAUUGGGGAAGACUAUGUGAAAGAUUUAAGCCAGUUAACCAAGCUGCACAGCUUUGUUUCUGAUGAUAUUUUUCUUUGUGAAAUUUCCAACGUAAAACAGGAAAACAAAGUGAAGUUUUCUCAGUUCCUGGAGAAGGAAUAUAAAGUAAAGAUCAAUCCAUCUUCUAUGUUUGAUGUGCAAGUUAAAAGGAUUCAUGAGUACAAGCGGCAACUCAUGAACUGCCUUCAUGUCAUUACAAUGUAUAACCGCAUUAAAAAAGACACUAAGAAGCCAUUUGUGCCCAGAACAGUUAUAAUUGGAGGCAAAGCUGCUCCAGGAUACCAUAUGGCUAAAAUGAUCAUCAAGCUCAUCACAUCUGUGGCUGAUGUGGUAAACAACGACCCUGUUGUUGGAAGCAAGUUAAAAGUCAUCUUCUUAGAGAACUAUAGAGUGUCUCUGGCUGAAAAAGUUAUUCCAGCCACAGACUUGUCAGAACAGAUUUCAACUGCUGGUACUGAAGCUUCAGGGACAGGCAAUAUGAAAUUCAUGCUAAAUGGUGCUCUCACUAUUGGCACUAUGGAUGGAGCAAAUGUGGAAAUGGCCGAGGAAGCUGGAGAAGAGAACCUGUUCAUCUUUGGCAUGAGAGUAGAUGAUGUUGCUGCUCUGGACAGCAAAGGGUAUGAUGCUAAGGAAUAUUAUGAGAAGCUUCCAGAACUGAAGCUGGCCAUUGAUCAAAUUAAUAAUGGAUUCUUCUCUCCAAAGCAGCCAGACCUUUUCAAAGAUAUCAUUAACAUGCUAUUCUAUCAUGACAGAUUUAAAGUCUUUGCAGAUUAUGAAUCCUAUGUCAAGUGUCAAGAAAAAGUCAGUCAACUAUACAUGAAUUUGAAAGAGUGGACCAGGAUGGUAGUGAAAAAUAUAGCUGCCUCAGGAAAAUUCUCAAGUGAUCGAACAAUUAAGGAAUAUGCUAAGGAUAUCUGGAACAUGGAACCUUCAGACCUAAAGAUUCCUUUACCUAAUGAACCUAGAGAAGUGCUGAGUAAAGACAGUGAUAAAUGAAUUCAGAGUUUUGAACAAUCUCUGGGGGAAGAAGUAGUCAAAUAUUUUACAGUAUUUAAGAAUAUUUUGCAACAUUCCUUUCUUUAAAAAUAAAACUGUAUUGAUUAGUUCCAAGUAACUUUUGGAAGAAAAAUAUGUAUAUCUAUUGGGACUGAAAUAAAGG
Sarcophilus harrisii (Tasmanian devil) is the source of this 2785-nucleotide messenger RNA. It is a transcript of the gene PYGL, whose product is annotated as glycogen phosphorylase L. NCBI's taxonomy places the organism in Eukaryota, Metazoa, Chordata, Mammalia, Dasyuromorphia, Dasyuridae. Gene Ontology annotation, molecular function: glycogen phosphorylase activity; pyridoxal phosphate binding. The transcript has 20 exons. Gene Ontology annotation, biological process: glycogen catabolic process. Bases 85 to 2622 code for a protein of 845 amino acids. Gene Ontology annotation, cellular component: cytoplasm. The record is from RefSeq and is a predicted model, not a curated record.